GGUACAGCGCACAUUGGUGCUCCCGCCGCUGUAAAAGUUGUACUACUUCACGUCACCGUAAAGCUUUACGAUGGUGACUACUACCCGAUCCAAGUGCGUGUCCAUGGACGUCUCGACCCAGAGCCUACCGGACCUCUCGUCAUUGCAAGUCAAAGUGGGCGAGUUGCGCCUCUCAGCCGAUGGCACUUGGCUGUACCUGCUCCAAGUCACUUGUGGCCGUGCGCGCUGGCAGGUGGCUAAGCGCUACAGCGAGAUCCGCGAGCUGUGGCUUGAGCUCAGCAAGACGCUUAGUGAGGACACCGUACAAAACUCGUGCACCGAGCACUGCCACUUCCUCGCUGGCUUCGAGCAAGAUAAGUUCCCCAAGAAGCAUUUACUGCUCACACAGCACAAACUCGAGGCACGCGCCAGCGAGCUGGACCAAUUCUUCCUAAAGAUGGCUAUGCGUCUCAAUCUUUGCAACUCGGUCGAGCUACAGACCUGUCGUCUACGUGGCUGUGAAUUGCUGACCCUUAUCGCCAAAUUCUUUGACGUGGACGCCGAGCAAGCUAAGAACAGCACCGCAUCGGGAUUUUCGCGUAGUAUUUCGAUGCAACGAGAGGUGAGACGUCACGACCACCACUUCACCAAGAAGCGUCGCGGCAGUAUCAGUGUCAGUAUGGGCGUAGGCCUCAGUCGCCGCUUCUCGUUCGGCUAUCAAGACCGACAUAGCGCCGUGGCAGCCCUGGCCCAGUGA
Molecule: messenger RNA, 736 nt
Organism: Phytophthora infestans T30-4
Lineage: Eukaryota; Oomycota; Peronosporomycetes; Peronosporales; Peronosporaceae
Exons: 1
Coding region: 71-736 (221 amino acids)
Molecular function (GO): phosphatidylinositol binding
Source: RefSeq, a predicted model, not a curated record